This is a messenger RNA of Trypanosoma rangeli, 357 nucleotides long. RefSeq lists its product as uncharacterized. Lineage: Eukaryota; Euglenozoa; Kinetoplastea; Trypanosomatida; Trypanosomatidae. The coding region runs from base 1 to 357 and encodes 118 amino acids. The transcript has a single exon. The record is from RefSeq and is a predicted model, not a curated record.
AUGGAGCAGCCCAUGCCGUCAGGGGUGGAGCGGUUCCGUGAGCGGAAUGCGAAGCUUCGGGAGGAGAACGCGGAGCUGAGGGUGCGGCUGAGCCAGGAGCGGCCGCACAGCGCCACCGAUGGCAUAGGCAAGGGGUCCAGGGAGCUGGAGGUUGACCUCUGCCGUGAGCUCAUUCAGGAGAAGGACGGAAAGGCGACAAUAUUAGAGCUUCACGACGAACUUACCCGGGUUAAGCGCCAGUGUGCCGUUUACGCCGACGCCCUUGAGGAGACCCGCGGCAAUUUUGUGGAGAUGAAGCGAUUGUAUGAUGAACUCAAUCAUCUCCUCGAUCAGUGCAACCAGGCGGAGCCCCCAUGA